AUGGCGUAUUUCCAGAACGAUGACCUCGAGUACGUCGUCAACGACUACAAUGGUGACGUCGUUGAGUUUAAGGAAGACAACGACGCUCUUACUGAUAACCAUCCCUGCCGAAGCCUCGAGGUCGUAGACGACGACGACUUUGAAGACGACCUUGAUUCGGAGUGCUUGCAAGUGGAGAAGGGGAAGAGUUCUUAUGACUUCCACUACAACACAAGGCUUGUCAGGUCCACAAUUGUGCAUUUUCAGUUGAUUGCUCCUGAAAUUCUAGUUUUAGAUGCAUGUCACAUAAAUAUGCUUUUGUGCACUGACAUAGGCAUAGAAUGUUUGAACUGUGAUGGCCACAUAAUGGCAUCAAGCUGGGGUGUAUCCACUGCAUCUAUCUGGAUUACUAUUGCUCUCUUUAUUUCAGCUUUUAAGCAGGGUGGAGUUAGAGCUGCUGGCGCGACUUUGGUUAUAUGGGAUGAUAGGAGAAUAUCUGAGCAUUUAAGAGACCUCUGUAGCAAAAACGACCUGGGUUGUUGGCACGACCACUCUCUAGUGCAAAUAAGCACUAUGGCUGUCAAGAAAAAUUUGUUGGUUGCUGGGGGCUUCCAAGGUGAACUAAUCUGCAAGCACAUGAAACAACCUGGAGUUGCUUUCUGCUCAAAACUAACAACAGAUGAGAAUGCCAUCACUAAUGCAGUGGAUAUUUUCCGAAACCCAACAACACCUCUGUUAGUCCCGAUGGUAAGCUACUCGCUUGGUGAUAGUGCAGACUGUUUUAUUGCUGAUGCUCAGUCUGGAAAAACAAUGUGCAGAUUUCUGAUAUAUUUCCUACUUUAUGUAGGCUGUCGGUGGCCUCAAAGGGCACUCACACUAUUGCUUUUCCUCAGCUUGGCACCCGGAUGGAUGAAUCUUGGCUACUGGGAACCGAGACGCUACUUGCAGGCUAUGGGACAUAAGGAACCUGUCAGAGUCCCUAGCUGUGUUGAAGGGAAGAAUGGGAGCAAUAAGAGCUAUAAAUUAACCUCUGGUGGUCGUUUUAUGGCCAUGGCUGAGCCAGCAGACUUUGUUCACAUCAUUGAUACCCAGUCCGGAUAUGCAAAGGGACGAGAUUGA
Rosa rugosa (rugosa rose) is the source of this 1098-nucleotide messenger RNA. RefSeq lists its product as uncharacterized. The coding region runs from base 1 to 1098 and encodes 365 amino acids. NCBI's taxonomy places the organism in Eukaryota, Viridiplantae, Streptophyta, Magnoliopsida, Rosales, Rosaceae. The record is from RefSeq and is a predicted model, not a curated record. The transcript has 8 exons.